AAGGGUGCAGCGCCCCCAGGUGAAAUCUUGUUUUCAUUAGCACAUGUUCAGAUGGUUAUACUUUCUGUCUGAAAAUGAAGUCUGUAGGGAGGCCUUUGUUACUUCAAACAUGCAUUACUUCAGUGAUACUCGAUGACUCAUCACCCAUGUGACUACAGAGAAACAAGAAUCACCGGCUGUGUUUUUCAUAGGUGGGUGACGGGAGAGUGGGGACCUUGUUCUGUUACAUGUGGUAAAGGUCUCCAGCAGAGGGUGGUGGUCUGUGUUUACCACCUACAGAAUGGCUCCGUCAUCAACACCAGAGACCUGUACUGCCAGGGGGGGAAACCUCCGGUCCUGCAGGGCUGCGAGGGACGGCUCUGCCUGACGGUGUGGGAGGCUUCAGAGUGGUCCAAGUGUUCGUCAGAAUGUGGUCAAGGUGUUCGCCAGAGGACCGUCGUUUGUACGAACCCUCAGGGACGGUGUGAUCCGAUGUCUCAGCCGGCGACGACGGAGCCCUGUGAAGACCACUCCAAGUGUUACGAAUGGAAGACCGGAGAGUGGUCCAAUUGUUCGUCAUCCUGUGGGAAGGGUCUGCAGUCACGGGUGGUCCAGUGUAUGCACAAAAUAACAGGUCGUCACGGUACGGACUGCGCCGUGACACUAAGACCGCCGACCUACCGCCCCUGUCACCAUGGUGCCUGCAACGAAAAAGUCAAUGUGAACACCAUCACCUCCCCCAGGCUCGCUGCUCUGACCUACAAAUGCUUGGGGGACCAGUGGACGGUGUACUGUCGAGUGAUCCGGGAGAAGAACCUGUGUCAGGACAUGAGGUGGUACCAGCGCUGCUGUGAGACCUGUAGGGACUUUUAUGCCAAGAAAAUCCAGCACAAGAGCUAAUGACCAAACACCGUUUGACUUCCCUCCAAGUAGCGCUCCAUUUUGUAAAUGUUUUUUUUUAAUAUUGUGAAAUAUGAAAACAAUUAUCUAUUAUUGAUGGAACUUUUUUGUAUUUAAAAAAAAAAGAUAAAUGCCAAGCACACGUGUGUGUAUUUUCGAAAACGGGCUCAUGAGCUUCUAGUUUUAAUGAAGACUUGAAAAAUAUCCAAUUUCUGUUGCUGUAAACCAAAACCAAAAAGACAGGGAAGCUUCUGGAAGACAAUCCAGAAGCUUCGUGUUGCACAGAGAGAUCGUGGGAAAAAAAGUGCUUGAACUUUCUCCGUCUGUUUCAAAGUCUGGUCCACUUAACGUACGUUAAUUGAUACGUCCGUACUCUCCCAUGCCUGCUUCACCUUUAACAUGGUUCUUGAGCAAUAUGUCCACUAGGGGCAGUGCUGAGUUCUGGGUUCAUUUCCGGACUGAUGUCAGUUUCUCAGAUGACGGCAAACACGGUCACAUUAGAGGUGACGAUGUUCCUCCUCAGAAGGAGGGUCACAGAGACAGGGCAGGAGACAGUGGUGGUCCAUGUGGACAUUAGGGAGCAGGAGACAGUGGUGGUCCAUGUGGACAUUAGACACAUUCGUUGUUCUCGUUGUCUUCUUCUUCCUGUUGCUUUUGUGGUUGCGCCUAAGUUGCACUGCUCAACACUGCCCCCAAGAUUUUACAGUGGUACUGCUCUGUUUUAUGCGCUCAGGUAGGCAUUCGCAAGCUAACGCUAAAGAGCGCAGAAGGCGUACAAAAGACUGCAUUCGUACCUUAGCAACAACUUGGCUCUAGGGUACUCUCCGCCCUCUUCACUCCUGUACUAUAUUUUUUAACAAUUUUAAAUAAUGAGCGCCUUUUAUUUCUUUUUUUAAACAUAGGUAAGAUUAUCAUCCACAUACAUUGGAUAUAUUGUAUAAUAAUAUAUGUCAUAAGCGAACGUGUUAAUCAGGAGCCGUGGAACUGUACUGUAGCGUUACAGUGAACGAACCCAGCUGGUGAUCGGAGACCCACUGAUGGGCCGCUCAGUUUGACGGCCGCACACAGCCCAUGUAGCAGAACAUUUUCACAACAAUUCCGGCUCUGCGUGCGCGGAGGUUAGAGCGCUCGGAGACGGGUGUAUCGCAUACCAGCUCACCUGGUAAAAUCAUGUGGAAAAUAAAGGCCUCGGAACACAGGGUUGUUUCCAGUGUUUGAGAAUUAGUGACAUCGUGACAUUUGGAUCCAAAUGUCAAGUUUGCUCUUAUUUUGAAACG
Messenger RNA from Cynoglossus semilaevis (tongue sole), 2156 nucleotides. Its product is annotated as A disintegrin and metalloproteinase with thrombospondin motifs 17-like. Bases 133 to 879 code for a protein of 248 amino acids. Gene Ontology annotation, biological process: proteolysis; extracellular matrix organization. Gene Ontology annotation, cellular component: extracellular matrix. NCBI's taxonomy places the organism in Eukaryota, Metazoa, Chordata, Actinopteri, Pleuronectiformes, Cynoglossidae. The transcript is spliced from 4 exons. The record is from RefSeq and is a predicted model, not a curated record. Gene Ontology annotation, molecular function: metalloendopeptidase activity.